AAGAGAGGAAGACUCCCAGUGAAUCCAAUAGUCCUUCUUCAUCUUCUCUGUCAGCACUUAGUGACUCAGCUAACAGCAAAGAUGACUCGGACGUCACCCAGAAAAACAAGGGAGGGAAUAACCUUCUGGUCAUUUCCGUAGUGCCUGGGAGCCAGCCUUACUGAACACCGGAAGAAAAGUCAGAGAAAGGGUUCGAAUGUGUUUUCUGCAACUUCGUCUGCAAGACGAAGAACAUGUUUGAGCGGCACCUGCAGAUCCACCUGAUCACACGGAUGUUUGAGUGUGACGUGUGCCACAAGUUUAUGAAGACUCCCGAGCAGCUGCUGGAACACAAGAAAUGUCACACUGUCCCCACUGGUGGGCUCAAGUGCCCAUUCUGCAUUUACUCCACCAACCGCCCCGCAGCCAUGGAGUGCCACCUGAAGACCCACUACAAGAUGGAGUACAAGUGCCGGAUCUGCCAGAUGGUCAAGGCCAACCAGCUGGAGCUGGAGAUGCACAUUCGGGAGCAUCGCCUUGGCAACCACUACAAGUGCGACCAGUGCGGCUACCUGUCCAAGACAGCCAACAAGCUCAUUGAGCACGUGCGCGUCCACACCGGCGAGCGGCCCUUCCACUGUGACCAGUGCAGCUACAGCUGCAAGCGCAAAGACAAUCUCAACCUGCACAAGAAGCUGAAACACGCCCCGCGCCAGACCUUCAGCUGUGACGAGUGCCUGUUCAAGACCACCCACCCCUUUGUCUUCAGCCGCCACGUGAAGAAACACCAGAGUGGGGGGGACUGCGCAGAGGAGGAGAAGAAGGGCCACAGUCCGGCCCCCAAGGAAACUGCUCCCGGGGGCCCCCUCCUCGUGGUGGGGAGGCCCCGGAACCUUCUAUCUCCCCUCUCCAUCAUGUCCGCCUCCCAGGCCUUGCAGACAGUGGCACUGUCAGCUGCCCACGGCAGCAGCUCAGAACCCAACCUGGCGUUCAAGGCCUUGGCCGUCAAUGGCUCCUCUUUGCGCUUUGAUAAGUAUCGGAACUCGGAUUUUGCCCAUCUUAUUCCCUUGACGAUGCUUUACCCCAAGAACCACUCGGAUCUCACAUUCCACCCUCCCCGACCUCAGACUGCACCUCCUAGCAUAGCCUCACCCAAACACUCCUUCCUUGCCUAUCUCGGAUUAACAGAAAGGGCAGAGACUGUCUGAGGGCAGCCUUGUUUCUGAACCAAAAACCAACACACACACACAUGCACACGCACACACACACGCACACACACACACCCAUGAAACACAAACUCCAGCAGGUAUGUUGCUGCAAAACCCAGAGACAGACGAGGGUCUGCACCGUGUGUACUGUAUAUCGUUCAUGAGGUCUAGAGAAGCGGCUCUCUGAGUGUACUUAUGGCGUUGACAGGAAAGCUGCUUGAUUCAGCCUUCAGAGAGGUGACCUGUUGCAUUCUUCUACCUUCAGAGGCAUGUCUUCCCCCCAGCCCCCUCCCCUGCCCCGUGCUUUUAUCUUGAAGAAAUUUUGCCUCGUCAGCAAAACCCUGACGAGUGUCCUCAAUGGCAAUCAGCACUUGUAAGGUGACAUACUGGUGCGCUUUCAUCUUGUUUGGGUGACUUGGCUGUGUGAGUGAGUGUGAGUGCCUGUUGGCAAAGAGAGUGCGUUGGCUCGUGGGCCAUGCCAUUUCUGUUGCCGUUCUUUGUCCCGGCUUAUUUCCUAAGGAGAAGCUCCUUUUCCUCCGUGGGAUGGUCCAUUGCCCUCCCCUCUCUCCCCAGGGUACUUCAACGCCUCCCCCCUCUAUGUUUCUGAGCAACAGGAAUGUAGGACCCAGGGCUCGAGUUGACGAAGGGAUGACUGGCCUCUUCAGUAUUGCCUGAGAUUUCUAACAGAACAUCGAGGCUUAUCCUCUGAUCUUCACUGGCUGUGAAGCUGAGGGGAUCAGGCGGUGCAUCUGGAAGAAAUAACUCAAUACUGCAGCUGAUGCCACCCGACGCACCACCCGUGGGUGUACGCGCACACACCCACGGGUGUACGCGCACACACGUGUAUACUAUCUUUAUGGCAAGGGAUCCAGAGAGUGCGACUUUUUGAAAGGGCCAAUCACAUACGUCCCACAUUAAUGCAGUGGUUAUCUUUGUGUUUGCGGGAACCAUUGGUAUGAGUGAAAAAUUGGAUGUUGGUUAUAACCAGCCAAGGGGAGUAAAAGGGGGUUUGGAUAAAUUCUGGGUAUAAAUGCUCAGACUAAAAAAAAAAAAUGGCAGGUUUGCACAGUGCUUUUAGCCUUGCACUAGCUUGUGUUUCUCAUCUGAAAAAACGAAAGGAAAGCAAAGAAAAAGAAAGGAAAGGAAAGGAAAGGGGAAAAAUGGACCUCUUCUCCAGAAUGGAAGACUAUGUUAGCAAAGUUAAUUUACAACUUCUUUAAAAUAUAAAGACACAACAAAAGGUGCUGUUUGAACAUUCUGUUCAGUUCUAUGCCCCUCCCCAUCCCGACCCCACCCCCAGCAAAACAAAACAGAAAAAUAGUCUCGGUUGUUUCUGCGGAUCUUCUGGCUGUAUCUAUAUCUCCAUGUUAUCAGUAAAAACUGUAUUCCAUUUCGUUAACGCCUGGUAGGACAUACCCUGCUAGGAGGCUAACUUUAGACUUAUUUAAAGCUCUUAUUUUGUGGUCAUUAAAAUGACAACUUCUACGCAGCACUUUAUUGUAGCAAGAAGCAGAUGUGGAUUGGUUGCAAAACCCUUUGUUGAUCUGGGAAGGCAACGGGUGAUUUUAAAAGAAAAUCUUUGGCUGAGUAUUUUCAUUGCUUUUGUAUUUUUAAGACAACAGGAUUUCCAGUGUGAAACAGGCCUAAAGAGCAGGAAAGAAAUGUGCUUUGUAUAGUAAUGGGAAGUCUAGAAAAUGAUUUUUUUAUAUAUAUAUAUUAUUUAUCUCUUGAAAGGAGCUGGUGUACAGGAGGGAUGCUUUCUUAUUGUGUUGUUUUCCCACAGUGUGCUAGCCUAGAUUUGGGACUUGGUUUGAGUUUGGUUUUUUUGUUUUGUUUUGGUUUGGUUUUGGUUUUGGUUUUUUUCAUCUGUUUCACCAGGAAAAAUAAAGUAGCUCUAAUUUUUUUCUUCCUCCAGGCAAUUCCCUUUACUGAAUGCCACCUUGAACGUGGUACAGUUGUACAGGAAGCCAGAUGACCGUACUGUCUAACCUUCCCUGUAGGCUGCCCUUCCCCAAGACUCCUGGCUCCCCCCCCCCCCCCAGGCAUGUUCCAGUCCCCUAGGGGGAAGGCCUGUUCUGUGCACUAGAUGAGCCUGUUUACACUAAGGAGAAGGGUGGAUGGGCAGGAGGGGGCGCUUCAGAAGGUAAGGAGAGUGAGACUCCUGUCUGCUCUUCCUUCUGACCACCCCCCAAUCUCCCUCAGCCCUUUCAGCCCUUUUCCCUCAGUUUUGUUCUUGGCAAGUGGCCGUAGGAGGCCUGGGAUUCGAACUUGCCACGGUAAUGUUUCUCAGUUGAAGAUGCAGUCCAUACACUCCAAGAAAUCCCGGGGCAGCUG
This is a messenger RNA of Dromiciops gliroides (monito del monte), 3521 nucleotides long. Its product is annotated as zinc finger protein 64-like. Gene Ontology annotation, molecular function: DNA-binding transcription factor activity, RNA polymerase II-specific; RNA polymerase II transcription regulatory region sequence-specific DNA binding. The coding region runs from base 234 to 1187 and encodes 317 amino acids. Gene Ontology annotation, cellular component: nucleus. NCBI's taxonomy places the organism in Eukaryota, Metazoa, Chordata, Mammalia, Microbiotheria, Microbiotheriidae. The record is from RefSeq and is a predicted model, not a curated record. Gene Ontology annotation, biological process: regulation of transcription by RNA polymerase II. The transcript has 3 exons.